Macrosteles quadrilineatus (aster leafhopper) is the source of this 2076-nucleotide messenger RNA. Its product is annotated as putative inorganic phosphate cotransporter. The transcript is spliced from 9 exons. The record is from RefSeq and is a predicted model, not a curated record. Gene Ontology annotation, biological process: transmembrane transport; monoatomic anion transport. NCBI's taxonomy places the organism in Eukaryota, Metazoa, Arthropoda, Insecta, Hemiptera, Cicadellidae. Gene Ontology annotation, molecular function: transmembrane transporter activity. Bases 83 to 1639 code for a protein of 518 amino acids.
CAGCGAAGGCCGAACAUGGCGUUAACAAGAGUACUCGAGUGGUUUAGGUUUAGGUUAGGGUAGUUAGUUAGUUGGUGUUAGGAUGCCGGGGAACGUGCGUGCAAACGGUGACACGGGCGGCAAACACGUGUUGGUGUGGAACCAGAUAGAUUUGGACCCGGAGGACAAAAAAGCCAACUCGGUUCCCGAGCCGGAAGGAUGCGUAGGUUUGAGGCACGUGGUGACGGCUAUGCUGUUCCUAGGGAUGGCCAACGCCUAUGUUAUGAGGACCAACAUGAGCGUGGCCAUUGUGGCUAUGGUGAACCACACAGCGCUGCCCAAGCAUCCGGCAGUAGUGGUGGAUGAGUGCGGGUCUGGCCCAACGUUGAACAAUGGCACACAUCAUGCGACUAUGCAAGAUGGAGAAUUUGUUUGGGACACCACGCUACAAGGAUACAUCCUCAGCUCCUUCUUCUAUGGCUACGUUCUUACGCAGAUCCCGUUCGGAAUCUUGUCCAAGAAGUACGGCGCCCGGAUGUUUCUCGGUGUCGGCAUGUUAGUGAACUCUGUGUUCGGGUUUCUCGUCCCUGUCGCAGCGAGGCACGACUAUAAAUGGCUCAUCCUCGUACGGUUCAUCCAAGGAUUGGGCGAGGGACCGAUCGUACCUUGCACACAUGCUAUGCUGGCCAAGUGGGUCCCUCCGAAUGAAAGGAGCAGGAUGGGAGCUUUUGUUUAUGCAGGAGCUCAGUUCGGCACUGUGAUCUCGAUGCCGGUGAGUGGUUACUUGGCGGAGCACGGGUUUGACGGAGGCUGGCCCUCCAUCUUCUACUGCUUCGGCCUGGUUGGAGCCAUCUGGUCUCUUGCGUUCCUCUUCAUGGUGGAUGAAGACCCCGAGACUAGCACUAAGAUCAAGGAAGACGAGAGGAAGUAUAUAAUUAGCAGUGUUUGGGGCUCUGCAGGGAUAUCGUCGCCUCCAGUGCCGUGGAUGUCCAUUGUCAAGUCUCUUCCAUUCUGGGCCAUCUUGAUCUCUCACAUGGGACAGAACUACGGCUACGAGACAUUAAUGACGGAGCUGCCAACCUUCAUGAACCAAAUACUGCACUUCAACAUCAAAGAGAAUGGAAUCAUGUCGUCGUUGCCGUACCUUGCAAUGUGGAUGUUGUCAAUUUUGAUAAGUUUUUGUGCGGAUUCAAUGAUCCAGAAAGGUUGGUUCUCCCACACCGUCGUGCGGAAAAUCGCCAACGGCAUCGGUCAGUAUGGUCCGGGUAUCGCUCUAGUCGCCGCCUCCUACACCGGAUGUAACCCGUACCUGACCGUAGCCAUUCUGACGUUGGGCGUCGGACUCAACGGAGGGAUCUACUCUGGGUUCAAGGUCAACCAUCUGGACAUCAGUCCGAGGUUUGCCGGGAUCCUCAUGUCCUUCACCAACUGUAUGGCCAACCUAGCUGGUCUACUGGCGCCGAUAAUCGCUGGCUACAUCAUCCAAGGAAGACCGACGCAAGAAGCAUGGCGGGAAGUGUUCUUUAUCUCCGCGGGUGUCUACUUCCUCUGCAGUUCCGUCUACCUCAUCUUUGCCUCGGGUGUGCGGCAGCCUUGGGACAAUCCCGCCACCGACAAGCCGAGGAAACCCAACCCAUCGACGCAAGAAAGCCAGCACUGACACUCGUAGAGCCUCUCUGGUUUCUUGUUAUCGUCUUUCAAAAGGCAUUGUCUAUGUGGAAUCGGCUUUCCAUACUUACGCUUUUUACUAGUAAACAUAACUGAACUGAUGGAGCCUCGGACGAGAGGACGAGUGACGUAUUUAUUGUGUGACUGCGAGGAGUGACGUGUUAAAAUCGUUUUAUACCUAGUGUUAAUUAAUUGUUAUUUUUAUAAGCGUCUAUGAAGAUCGCCUAGGUAGUCCGGGUCGAGAUCCGAUAUUAGUGCCCAACGGCUUACUACUUGUAUUAUUUUAUUUAUUUGGCUUUAUAGUUGUUAUUUUUAAUUUGUUGAUGUAGACUUGUAGUUAGAACAUUCCAGAAUGGAAGUUGUCUUGUAAUUUUAUAAUAUUAAGAAUUUAUAUUCGAUAUUAAAAAGAGUACGGUUGCAUUUAUAUAA